GCGCGGCCAGACUCAGCCCGGCCAAGGGGGGAGGCCUUGGCAGCACAGAGCAGUGUUACUGCCCUUUUCUUUUGUCUUUUAUUUCCCUUUUUCUCCCUCUGUUUGUUCGCAUGGACGUCUUCUUGUGAAGGAUUUUUUUUAAUGCGUUUGCUGCUGUGUAUAGGAGGGAGCAUGGAGUUGCUCUCGGUUCAGCGUUUUAGGCACCAUUCUCUUCCACCGCUUUGCAUUCCUAGAAGUGCUGAGAUUUACAAGUGUAAAAUUACUGGUGGUGUAGUUGCCUGGAAGCCAUAAACAAAAGGGCUCAAGGCUAUGUGAAACUUUUUAUGAGGAAAGCAUAAAGUAAUCCUCUUAUGGGUUGUUGAGUGUGUGAAUCGUUAUGUGUUUUUUUGUUUAGUGUUUUUUUUUUCUCCUUGAAAGCUGUUGAAGUUCAAAAAAUGAACCACGGUGAUCCGAAGGUAACUCAUCUUUGGGCAUCGAGACUGUCAGUUACAGCCAAAACAUCAGUUGCAGAAGCAGACAUGAAAACAGCUAUAUCAGACUCCCAAGGUGAUGUGGUGACUUGAAGAUAUAUAUACUGCUGUGCAGUUCUGUCCAAAACCAAUGGAAGAAGAUGAGACUUCUUGUAUUUCUAAUAAUUUGCCAGUGUGGCAUAAAGAAUGUCAAUAGUCACAGUGCUUCGAAUCCCAAUAUCAUUUUACUAAUGGCUGAUGAUCUUGGUAUUGGAGACCUGGGAUGUUACGGGAACAGAACCUUACGAACUCCUAAUAUUGACAGACUAGCUAAGGAAGGUGUGACACUUACUCAGCAUAUAGCAGCAUCCCCACUAUGUACUCCAAGCAGGGCAGCUUUCCUGACAGGACGAUAUCCUAUCAGAUCAGGAAUGGCUGCCUACUCACGAGUUGGUGUCUUCUUAUUUUCUGCCUCUUCUGGAGGGCUUCCUUCUGAAGAAAUAACUUUUUCCAAACUCCUGAAGCAGAGAGGUUAUUCAACAGCUCUAAUAGGAAAGUGGCAUCUUGGGAUGAACCGUGAAAGCAGUAAUGACUUCUGUCACCACCCCCUCAGUCAUGGAUUUGAUUACUUCUAUGGGCUUGCCGUGACCAAUCUUAGAGACUGCAAACUUGGGCAAGGCAGUGUAUUUUUGAAAGGAAUUGAAAAAUCUAUUGGUACCUCAAUCCAAAUCAUUGGAAUCACUUUAGUCUCUUUGGCAACAGUGCAUUUCAUUGGCUUCCUCAAAGUACCUUUCCAAGCAUUGGGCUAUUGCUUGUUAAUAACUGCUAUUUUACUUGUGGUUUUGCUUUUUUUCUUUUAUAAUUUUCGAUACCUGAACUGCUUUUUAAUGAGGAACCAUCAGAUUAUCCAGCAGCCACUGUCCUAUGAGAACCUUACUCAGAGACUGACAAAAGAAGCUGUACAGUUUAUAGGAAGGAACACAGAUGCACCAUUUCUUCUUGUCCUGUCUUAUCUUCAUGUCCAUACUGCUCUAUAUGCAUCAAAAAAUUUCAUAGGAAAAAGCAAGCAUGGCUUAUAUGGGGAUGCAGUGGAGGAAAUGGACUGGAGUGUAGGACAAAUUCUGGAUGUUUUGGAGAAACGUAAUCUGAACAAUAAAACUCUUGUAUACUUUACGUCUGACCAAGGGGCUCACGUUGAAGAAAUCUCUAGUUCUGGGGAAGCCCAUGGAGGGUAUAAUGGCAUUUAUAAAGGUGGAAAAUCAACAAACUGGGAAGGAGGUAUUCGUGUGCCAGGGCUUCUCCUUUGGCCUGGAGUGAUACAGGCUGGUACCUAUAUUUAUGAGCCAACAAGUAACAUGGAUAUAUUUCCUACUGUCAUCAAACUUGCAGGAGCACAGUUACCCUACGACAGAAUUAUUGAUGGACAUGAUCUGAUGCCCUUGCUUCAAGGAAAAAUUAUCCGUUCCAAGCAUGAAUUUCUGUUCCAUUACUGUAAUGCAUAUUUAAAUGCAGUGCGCUGGCAUCCAAGAAACAGUGAAUCUAUUUGGAAAGUCUUCUUCUUCACUCCAAACUUUAAUCCUGAAGGCUCCAAUGGUUGCUAUGAUUCUCAUGUUUGCUUUUGCUAUGGACGUUUUGUCACACGCCAUGAUCCCCCACUACUCUUCGAUCUCUCCAGAGACCCUGAAGAGAAAGUCCCGCUGACUCCAGAAACAGAGAGUCAUUUUUAUGAAAUCCUCAAUGUCAUACUGCGAGCAGUAGAUAACCACACCAAAUCAUUGCAUGCUGUCCCUGACCAGUUGUCAUGGGACAACCUUCUUUGGAAGCCGUGGCUCCAGCUGUGUUGCUCAUCCCUUUUUCAGUCUUGUUACUGUGACUAUGAGUCAGAAGAGAACCUGCCAGAGGUGCAUUCUGAAUAAAGGAAAUGCAAUUCUGUUUACAGAAACUGGAACAAGAAGAGUAUAUGGGUAUCUCAAGUCGAACCACUGCAGUACUAACCUUUAUAACUAAAUUACAAGGUUUUAUUAUAUAAGAUGACUCAUCUUUAAAUCCAUCACUGUGAUAGAAGAAAAAUUCAGUCAAGAAGCCCUGUGCCAAGAGGAGGUCGAGAUGCAUCUUUUCUGUCUUUGAAAUACAAGAAAAGUGUGAAGCAUAGGUUGUCCUCCAUAUCUACAAAUGGGUAGGCUGCAGACAUUUUCCAGACGAGAUUAUUUUCUAGGUCCUCAGCUCCAGCUUUGUUCAUACCCAGCAAAGAACUUACCUGUAGCUUCUGUUGACUAUGACCAUUAUACACACACUCGCCUGUCCUUUUUGGUAUUAUCCACCAUUAGUAGGGCAUUGCACUAAGAAAUUAAAAACAGAUAUAAUAGUGGAGACAUCCAUCUGUGACUAGUUUGAUAACUGAUAGGCAGAUAAAGAAUAAUUUGUAGCAGUAUCUUUAUCAACAAGCAGCGCUGAUCUAAAACAGGAAAUGGAUAGCCAGCAAUCUAACAUUGUAUGUGCCAUGCAAACCUAGAGAGUUAUAUAGUGAGAGACCUUGCACCCACAUUGAAAAUGGUACUCCCUAGCUAAUGCCCUGUUGCAUUACAUCAAUCUUCGUUUCAGAAAGAGAGGGACCCCUUCAAGUGCAUCAGUGGUGUGCUUCAGUGUGCACCAGAAGUCUCCAGGUAUAGAUGCAAACCAAAUUCAUACAACCCCUGCACCCAAUAACCAAUACAGGCACACUCUUAGACUCUUAACCUAGUUGCCAAAUGAAAGAUUUGGUCCAAGCUUGAAAUCUGAAUUCCAAAUUCACACUAUAAUAUAACAGUAUCUUUCAGUAUCUACCUACCAUACUUAUUCUUCCACUGAUGAGUGCAAGCUGCAUCCUAAAUAAAUAAAAUUGAGAGUCUUGCUUUAAAUUUUUUUGCCAUCUUUUAAGCUAUCCAGAUAGGAUCUACCAUUUUCUGAGAAUAAACCUGGUCUUGAGUGCUUAAAUUUUCCCAAAGCCAAAUAUAACUGUCUCUGAGUUCUUAGCAAGGCCUUGGGAAAUCUACAGUACUUCAGGGCUAAUUUAUGUAUCCAUUUUUAUCUGCAUCUUAUUCAGUCACAUUUUCUUUCCACUCUACAGCCAGGCAAACUAUUUUCUUUGGCAGAUUGUACAAGAAGGAGAACAUAUCAGCAAAAUGCUAAAAUGAUUUGAUGCCUGAUAAUAGAAGAUGACUUGUUCCUUGUCAGAAAGAAAUGGUUAAUUCCAGCAUUAUAAUGUAUUAAAAUCUGUUUGGUAGUAUUAGCACAUCACUAAUGUAAAAAUGAUCUUGGUUGAUAAUAAUGCAAUAGCUUCAGUCAGCCAGCAUUAAGGUUGUGACCCAGUUCUUGGGAGCUGUUGAAGCCUGUCCUGUGAAAAUAUAUUGUGAUAUAGAGUAUAUUCCUCUCUCUGUAAAAUCUGUGCUUUAUUUGAUUUUUCUGCUGCAGUUUCAUUCAAAAUUUCAUUCUUAACAGUAUCCAAAUGCCUGUCCUGGGAACAGAUGCACUCUUUCUUUGAAGUCCUAUUUCUGAUGUUCCAACUCGUGUUUAUGAUUGUGUGUCUUUACUUAAUUAUGUGCUCUGCAAGCUGUCUGUGGUAGCAAAAUCAUGUGUCUGCUGAAAAAGUUAUACAGUUUGGAUAUUUCCCUGAUAACCACUCAGGACUAUAUAUAUUGUAUCUGGAAAGCUGUCAAAUGGCCAUUCAUUCAGCAUAAUUUCCCCUUUGCUUUAAUUACUGAAUGUACAACACAAAUUUAGAAACAGACAUCCCUGCAGUUUCAUUGCAAGUACUCUUCCCCAGUGUUUUGUGGCUACCUCCCUACUUCAAGGCAGGAUUCACACAGCCCAAAUUUGUGUUCCCCACCAUUCAGACCAAGCAGCCACUGGAGCAUAGUGCUGGUCCCUCCAUGCCUCCAGCCCUGCUGCCCAUGGGCACUGGGAGACCAAUGUGAGCUGCACCCUGGGGGCAGCCUGACCUGUGGCUGGGGUGCAGGUUGCCAAGGCACUGAGCCCAGGGGUGGGCAUGCUUUCUCCAGGUCUCACAGUUCAGGUGCAGCUUACAUAAACUCUUCAAGCAAACUUUCCUGCUGAAUCAUAUAGGCAAAAAUACAUUUGUUAAUUAUACAGCAGUAAUUCAGAUGAGGUGUUUCAUGCCGUUGGAUCUAUUUUUCCUCCCACAGUUGCUUGGCUGUGACCUUGACAGGGAUCUCAGUGGAUAUUCUUAAGAACAUCCACAUCUACUUCUUUUCCUUAGGAAGCUGCUAUGCUACUAUUAUUUCUUUUCUUUCUGCAGCUGCAAUAAUUGUUUGUUCUGUUAGGCACAGCAGCUAGUCUGUGCUGCCUAAGAUAUCAAAAAUGGUAUUUUUUUCUACUGCUCUGAUUUCUUCCUGACUGAAUACAGCUUUUUUUUUUUUUAUGCCCUCCUUUGGUUUUGGCAUCAUCUCUCUACUCUCCUUUCUAAAAACAUCCGCACUCCUCAAACACUUUUUAUUCAGUCCUACCAUUUGCCUGUCAUAUUAAUCACUAUGGCUAUUUUCCUCCUAAUCAAUCAAAGAAUAAAAAUUGUUCUUUGUGAAAAGAUGUGCUUUUUAGAGUUCCUUGACUCUCCUAACCUGCUACAUAUUCCUACUUGACGUCUAACAAGGAUCAACUGUGCAUUAUGGAAUCAAAGAUAUUAAAACACACCCAGGACACUCUUAAUAAUACAUGUUAUUUCUUGUUUCUGGCACAAAUUCAUAUUUACUAAAAUCAAAUUUAAUGUAGUAAUUAAUAUUUUUGAUGUAAUCAAUAAAUCUUAACUCCAUUUUUACAAUUGUUCCUUCAAUAAAGAUUCCAUGAAGAAUAAAACAUUUUUCUUCA
Dromaius novaehollandiae (emu) is the source of this 5309-nucleotide messenger RNA. RefSeq names its product steroid sulfatase (gene STS). The transcript has 11 exons. Bases 611 to 2365 code for a protein of 584 amino acids. NCBI's taxonomy places the organism in Eukaryota, Metazoa, Chordata, Aves, Casuariiformes, Dromaiidae. The record is from RefSeq and is a predicted model, not a curated record. Gene Ontology annotation, molecular function: arylsulfatase activity.